Messenger RNA from Macroventuria anomochaeta, 2565 nucleotides. RefSeq lists its product as uncharacterized. The transcript has 3 exons. The record is from RefSeq and is a predicted model, not a curated record. NCBI's taxonomy places the organism in Eukaryota, Fungi, Ascomycota, Dothideomycetes, Pleosporales, Didymellaceae. Bases 18 to 2408 code for a protein of 796 amino acids. Gene Ontology annotation, biological process: DNA-templated transcription; positive regulation of transcription by RNA polymerase II. Gene Ontology annotation, molecular function: zinc ion binding; sequence-specific DNA binding; DNA-binding transcription factor activity, RNA polymerase II-specific.
UGACGCUGGAAUCUGUGAUGAGCGCAAAGGUCCGUAUUGCGUGUCGCCGAUGUCGCACAAAGAGGAUCAAGUGCGAUGGAGGCAUCCCUGCUUGCGGAAACUGUCAGAAGGCCGCUGAGGCCUGCAUCGAUGUCGACGGUCGCAACAACAGUCUCUCGAUACCCAGAGACUUCGCGGCAAAUGCCAAAGCCCGUAUCGAAUGGCUUGAACAGCACAUCAGGUCCUUGUCCCCCGACUUCAGGUUUGAGGAUGGCCCUCGAGUCGACUUCAGCUUCCUUGAUGCAGCCGGGGCUAUCAGCAACCAGACAGCUCCAUCUCCUAGCGCGCGCGACAUCAACUCCUCAAACGCUGCAUCAUCCCCUGAAUCUUGCCAUACUCUAGGCAAACGUAGUCGCGAAUCCGUAACCGACCCUGCAGGUCCCGAUGCUUUUGCAGACGAGGCACGCUCGGUAGCUCUUGACCUAGGACUUUUGACUUUGAACUCUGACUCCAGGCAAACGCACUAUCUGGGCAGUUCUUCAGGCCGUCUAUUCACAAGACUCAUUGGCGCAGGUUCUCCUGAUGCGGCCGUUGGGGCUGGUAGCAACAAAUCUCCCGGUCUGUCUUUGAUCCACAGCUCUACGAAGUUCGGGUCUUAUGCGCAUACUAAGCGUCUGAAGGAGUCUUGUCGUCUGCUGUACGACACGCUGAGGAAGAGCUUACCAGCGGAAGAUGAUGCUCGCUUGCUAUUGGAGGUAUAUUUCCGCAAUGUCCACGUCGAUCAUCCGUUCUUGCAUCCAGAUUCUCUGCUCUCAGCUGUUGAUGCCUUGUAUCAGUGCGCAACAGCCGACGCUACUGUCGAGAUAGGUCACAAUGGAUGGGCGGCCUCAGUGCGACCUUUCGCCUAUAACGGCGAAUACGAAAGAUCGAGAAACGUUGACUGCACGCCGAUAACUGUGUUCACGGCGACGUUCCACGCAUUCAUGGUCUUCACGCUUGCAGCAACAGUUCGCACACGUCAACGAGCAUAUGACUUCGCGCCAAAUCAGUUUUAUCGAGUUGCAAUGACUGCAGACCAACAUUGCUUUUCGACCACAUCACUUGCAAGUCUGCAGGCCACUUUGCUGUUGGCAGUGCACAGUCUGCUCAGUCCGACCGAGCUCAAUGUAUGGACGCUGACGUACGUGUCUAUGGCACACUGUGUGGAUCUUGGCCUUCACCGCAGUAUCAGCAACGACCGUGGUCUAUCCCGUACGGCCAUACUCACUCGCAAGCUGCUCUUCUUCAGUGUUUAUCAUCUAGACAGAUCCAUUGCAUCUAUACAAGGGCGGCCCCUUGGCAUUCGCGACGAGACUUUUGAUCUACAAUUGCCUACUUUGGCGGAUAUCCAAGCCGACACAACAAAUAUUAGUGACCACCUAUUCUCACCAGCUGUGUCGCCAAUCGGUGGCGCUGCUUUUGCUAUUCAUCGGUUCAAACUGGAUCCGAUUAUAUCAGAGAUCAAGCUCUUGUUCUACCACUUGCCGUCUCGAGUCAGUGCGUACGUCUGGCCAAGCGACGAACAAUCAUCGCAAGCUAUCAUCGGUCAAAAACUUGAAGAUUGGCGCAAUAUGCUGAAUAACAUCACCGGCUCCUCGCAGUAUGAUGAUGAAGAGCGGCUGGAGCAGGAAAAGUACAAGCUCAAGCUUACGAGUCAGUACUAUGCAGUAAUGGUCCUCUUGCACCAGCCUUCGCAGGCUAUCCCUCAACCUUCGGAGCAGUCUAUUUUAACAUGCUACAGAUGUGCUGCUAAAAGACUCAAUAUAUACAACCAUCUUUAUCAGCUCGACAGUUACUUUCAGAGUUGGAGGAGUGUUCAGGGCAUCUUUUCGUCUGGUGCGACAAUGAUUUACUGCCUUUGGUCCUCCAGUCUUGUUCGACGCACGAUCCCAACAUCUGCGGCUAUGCGAGACCUGAGAACUUGUACCAACCUGCUGAGCGUUGGCGGCGAAUUUUGGCCAUCGGUCAAAAAGGGAAAGGAGAGUUUUAGCAGGGCCAUGGACGCUCUUGCACGCAAACUUGAUCAGCUACACCACGAGCAACCCCAGCAAUAUGGGUCUGCGAAUGGGUCACAGCCGAAGUUCGGACGCAAUGAUACAGGACGGGUUGUCUUGCAGGAUCAACAGAUCUAUCAUCUACCAGAAGGUCUGGUCGCGGAAGAUCACCCACACACGAUCACACAUGGACACGAGGAAUCCUUGAACUUUCCGCCAGCAACCUUCGAUAUGACCAGUUCCGACUGGACGGCUUUCAGUGAUCAUACAUUCGCGCAUGAUGUCUCAACUUACCCAAAUACGACGUUUGGCACGAUGCAAGAAGCUCCCGACGCUACUGUGGAGGCUUUCAUAACCGAGUUCUUGAACAACGAUACAGCAUGGAACCCAUUCUAGUAUGUAUCUACUGACGGAGCCUGUUGAUGUUUGGUCCGAUAUCUUCGCCAUCUGUUAUACACUGUCUUGUCGCUUCGUCAAUGUUCCACCUCGAAACACAAAGCUUCACGCAUUCUUCCGCUAAAUGCGGUGGAAUUGCUACCACACCAUCAGCAUC